Dinoponera quadriceps is the source of this 2385-nucleotide messenger RNA. RefSeq names its product dehydrodolichyl diphosphate syntase complex subunit DHDDS (gene Dhdds). Gene Ontology annotation, biological process: polyprenol biosynthetic process. The coding region runs from base 1 to 894 and encodes 297 amino acids. Gene Ontology annotation, molecular function: ditrans,polycis-polyprenyl diphosphate synthase [(2E,6E)-farnesyl diphosphate specific] activity. The record is from RefSeq and is a predicted model, not a curated record. Gene Ontology annotation, cellular component: dehydrodolichyl diphosphate synthase complex; endoplasmic reticulum. Lineage: Eukaryota; Metazoa; Arthropoda; Insecta; Hymenoptera; Formicidae. The transcript has 5 exons.
AUGUCGUGGAUAAAGGAGCGCACAUUGAAUUGGCUUCAAUUUCUGGCCCUGAAGAUCCUGAGGACAGGUCAUGUGCCCAGGCAUGUAGCGUUCAUAAUGGACGGCAACAGGCGUUACGCGAACAAGAAACACGUGGCUAAAGUGGAGGGACACACGAAAGGGUUCGACAAAUUAGCGGAGACGCUGAAUUGGUGCAUGGAUCUCGGUGUCACUGAAGUGACCGUGUAUGCUUUCAGCAUUGAAAAUUUCAAACGUAGCCAAGAAGAAGUUGACGCACUCAUGCAGCUUGCUAAGCAGAAGUUUAAACGCCUCUUGGAGGAGAAAGUUAAGCUGAUGGAGCAUGGAGUGUGUAUCCGUGUGAUUGGCAAUAUGUCGUUGAUUCCGGAAGAUAUGCGCAAAUUGAUCGCUGAAGCUAUGACCAUCACUAAGAACAACAAUAAAGCAUUUCUGAACGUUGCAUUUGCUUAUACAUCAAGGGAUGAAAUCACUUAUGCAAUUAAGGAUAUAACCAAAGGUGUGAAGUGUAAUGAAAUUUUACCAGAGGACAUCAAUGAGAACCUGAUUUCCGAGUGUUUAUACACUUACAAUUCCUUGAAUCCGGAUUUAUUGAUCCGUACUUCGGGUGAAGUCAGGCUCAGCGAUUUCCUCAUGUGGCAAAUCUCCGAUACUUGUGUCUACUUCACCAAUCUACUGUGGCCUGAGUUCAGCUUAUGGGAUUUUCUCAGUGCAAUUUUCUAUUAUCAGAAGUGUUAUCCUGAUCUACAAAGAGUUGCAAGAAUGCGAAAUUCGAAGCCAGUCGCGCACAAUAAUAGAAUAUCUACGUAUGUUGAGAAGUUGCAUCACGAGCGACAAGUUAUGAUUGAAAAUAUAUGCCUACCAGCAGUUCAAUCAUAAGAAAAAAAACCAAUUAGAGCGCUAUAUAUUCCUAUAAAUACGUCAAAUCAUGGUCAAAUAUGUUUUGAGGAACUGUUAUAUAUGUGCAUAUAUAUAUAUAUUUUUUUUUUUCAAGUUAUCUUGCCAGGAUAAUGUGAUUUACCAAACUAUUAUGCAUUGCGAAAAGUGGUCAACGAUGUAUAUCGACAAUAUAUGUAUAUAUUUAUAUAUUCCUUAAAAAAGUGUAAUCAUGUAAAAACUAGUCAAACGGUUAGAUAAAGUCAAUUGCGAAUUUGAAGUCAAUUGCGAAUAUUUGACAUUUAUAAAAAUGUCUCCUAUUUUAAUAUGUUUAUAGAAUUAGGAGGCUCAGGGAAAUAAUUAUAAAUAAUACUUCCACUUAACAUACAUGUGCGAGAAGUUGUAGAAACAAAAGUACGUGAUAUUUAAAAUGUGAAGGUAAUUAAAUACAAAGACAUUGGACGAAAUCUCCGAGAUUUGGAAAGAUGCCUGAGCUAUGUAACAAUGUAACAAGCAAUGUAACAAUGUAGCAAUGUAACAAUUGCACACACUUUGUUCGAACAAUUCUCUUUCAUAUUUUUGCCGAUAUAACACGAGUAUAAACAUGACAUAAAAUAGACCUACUCUUAUGAAUAAAUGAGACAUUUGAAAGAGAUAAGAUAAACACUAAAUGUUGCUUCUCGGGAAAAAAUUCAGGAGCCUUAUUCUUCAGUAAUAUUAACCGUUACGAUAUACAAUUACAUUUUCUUAUCAGCGAUACCAGGAAGCCUUAAUAUUGUUAUAUAAUGGAAUAUUUUAUUUCUAAUACGUUCUAGGGCCUGAGAGAGGGAGGGCACAAUUGUAGGUAUAGGUGAAAGAUUUGCUUCCAUAAUGUGCUGUAAUAAUAUAUUAUCGCGCGUUUAUAAAUUUAUUCAUUGCUGUAUAUACAUUCCAUAUAUACCAAUUUUCCAAUUAUUCUUCAUGGACACUGAAGAAUUGUUUUCUCCGUACGCAUUAGAAAUUUGAUAAGAUUGCAAAAUAGAUAUGAUAAGAAGAACAUAAUGAUGUAUCAAAUAAAUAAUAAAUGUAACAUUAAAAUAUAUGGAACUAUAUAAAGAUAUAAAUAUAUGUAUAUAAUUCUUUAUAUAUUAUAUUUAUAUAUAUGUAUAUAUAUCUCUCUCUAAGUCCAAGAUAUAAACGUGUAACAACAUGUACAUUAUUUACAACAAAUUGUUUCAUUAGGUAUUAUUGCACGAGACAGACAACAAUGUUUAUGGACAUAUAUUUAACGUUGGUCAUUUUCAAAUUAAGUAUCAAUAUGUACAGUAUCAUUGUAUGUAAUACUUUAAAGCCGAUGGUAGUUCAUCGUCAACACAAAUAAAAUAAUCGUGGAUGGAAUCAAAUUUGUUCCUAGAUAUUACAGGAUAUCCAAUGUUCUGUAUGAUAUCUAGCACAUUAUAUAUUAUUCAAAUUUAUAUUUCGAUCUAUAUAAUUAUCUUAUUUAUAAUUUAUUUA